Molecule: messenger RNA, 504 nt
Organism: Pseudonaja textilis
Lineage: Eukaryota; Metazoa; Chordata; Lepidosauria; Squamata; Elapidae
Gene: CABP4
Product: calcium binding protein 4
Cellular component (GO): cytoplasm
Molecular function (GO): calcium channel regulator activity; calcium ion binding
Source: RefSeq, a predicted model, not a curated record
GAGCUUUCCCCAUUGGAACUGGAUGAGCUUCUAGAUGCUUUCAAGGAAUUUGACACAGAUCAGGAUGGCUUCCUCAGCUACAAAGAUCUGGGAGAUUGCAUGCGAACCAUGGGCUACAUGCCUACAGAGAUGGAGCUGCUGGAGGUCUCUCAGCACAUCAAAAUGCGCAUGGGAGGGCGUAUAGAUUUUGAGGAGUUUGUAAAGAUGAUGAGCCCCAAACUGCUUGAAGAAACAGCUCAUAUGGUGGGCGUGAGGGAGCUGAAGAUCGCCUUCCGUGAGUUUGAUACAGAUGGAGAUGGAGCUAUCAGCAGUUUAGAGCUGCGCCAGGCUGUGACUGCUCUCUUAGGUGAGCAACUCAAUGCCCAGGAGUUGGAUGAGAUCCUGCAGGAUGUAGAUCUCAACGGAGAUGGAAAAGUGGACUUUGAUGAGUUUGUCAUGAUGUUGUCAUCCAUGUAACAAGGACCAGAUGAGAAGAAUGGGAUGUCUUUUUGUUUCCAGAAUUAC